AUGGUAUUUUGGGUUUUUGGAUAUGGUUCACUUGUGUGGAACCCUGGUUUUGAAUACGACGAGAAAGUGAUAGGUUACAUCAAGGACUACAGGCGUGUUUUUGAUGUUGCAUGCAUUGAUCACAGAGGUACCCCUGAGCACCCUGCUCGGACUUGCUCUUUGGAGUACCAAAAAGGAGCUAUUUGCUGGGGUGCUGCUUAUUCUGUACGCGGAGGGCCUGAAAGGGAAAAACUGGCAAUGGAGUACUUGGAAAGGAGAGAAUGUGAAUAUGAUUUAAAGACCCUUGUGAACUUUUAUAAGGAAGAGGACUUCUCUGAGUCUGAGCCUUCCGUGACAGGAGUGAUUGUUUUCACAUCCACUCCAGACAAGGAAUCAAACAAGUAUUAUCUGGGUCCUGCUCCAUUGGAGGAUAUGUCAAGGCAAAUCGCCACUGCAUUUGGGCCCUGCGGAAACAAUAGAGACUAUCUCUUUCUAUUGGAGAAGGCUAUGUUUGAUAUUGGCCAUGAAGAUGACUAUGUGAUUGAGCUUGCAAAUGAGGUGAGGAAGGUACUUGGAAUUGUGGGGAAAGGAAUUCCGAAGGAGAAGAAAUUGGCUGGUCCAACCCACCUCCCACUCAAGUCCCACAUCCCAGCCCUUCAACUGCAUCCGCUUCCCGAAGCCAUCGCCAUGGACUCGUAA
Molecule: messenger RNA, 678 nt
Organism: Prunus armeniaca (apricot)
Lineage: Eukaryota; Viridiplantae; Streptophyta; Magnoliopsida; Rosales; Rosaceae
Source: the annotation of a GenBank genome assembly